AUGCGUUUACGAUUCGAUCGAGCAUGGUUGGAAGUUAUUUUCCCACUCAUUUUAAUCGUUGUUCUCUUCGGUGUGUUUUUCUGCUAUACCCGUCUAGAGGGUACUUCGAAAUUACCUUAUCUUCAAAAUCUCAAAUAUUGCAAUGUUUCCAUUUUUGUUGUCGCCAAACUCGGCUCCUUCGUGCUCGAUCAGCAAAUUUGGUCGGGUGCGUUAAAUCCGGUGUCGGCACCCUGGGACAGUAAUCUGUACCGAAGAUUCACGGCUACUUGGUUCUGGACAUCUUUAUGUGCAUGGUUGGUGAAUAUAUUUGGCUGUGCGUUUGCCUCAAUCCGUCGUCUUCCCUUCUCGCCUGUCAUUCGCUAUUUCAUCAUCGUUGAUUGCUUGUCUCGUGUCGCCUCGAUGACAGCCCCAGUGCUCGUCAAUUAUUGUGUUAUUUUCGGGAACAAGGAUCAAGAAUGGUUGUGCCAUCUGACAGCAAAUUUAACUUUCAUCCGGUCACCAUAUUAUUUUCAAUACUUCAACGAUAUCACAAAUGUCGUACAAAUGGGACUCACCAUCAACCGUUUCCUGUGCAUCGCAUUUGGUGGUCUCUAUUUUAAAAGAAUUCAAGGAUACCCAAGAAUGCAAGCGAUCUCUGUUUUUUUCGGUGGUUAUGCAUGGGGCUACGUGGCCCAUGAAUUCAUACAAAAAAGUUUGCGA
Molecule: messenger RNA, 699 nt
Organism: Mesorhabditis belari
Lineage: Eukaryota; Metazoa; Nematoda; Chromadorea; Rhabditida; Rhabditidae
Source: the annotation of a GenBank genome assembly